AUGGAGAACUCAGAUGCUCUCCCAGCAUUUAUCACGACGGACACAGGCGUACCACCAACCGUCGUUGCCAACGCAGCCAACGCCAUUGCCCUUCCUAUCUUCGCCGUCAUCGCGCUCAUCAUCACCUACCUGCCUCUUCGCUCUUUCUACCGCGUCAAUAACGUCGCAGCCUGCAGCAUCAUCUUCGUCGUAAACUACGUCAAUCUGCAGACUUUCGUCAACGCCCUCCUCUGGCCCAACGAUGACUGGUCAGAAUGGUGGAUCGGCUACGGCGUCUGUGACGUCGAAAGCCUAUUCCGCUUCCCCAUCACCAUGGCUCUUGCUACCUCUCUCUGCUGUUUAACAAAAGGCUUAGCUGAUGCACUGGACACCGAGCAUGCGGUCUUCAACCAGACGAAGGCACAAAGACGACGCAAGCUGCUUGGUGAUGUGCUAUUCUGCUGGGCCAUCCCUGUCAUACAAAUGGCGUUGCAUUACGUGGUACAGGCUGGUCGGUAUAUGAUUGCGCCAGUAUGGGGGUGUGGAGAUCAGUUGGAUAACUCGUGGCCGAUGCUGAUCAUUAUCAUCAUAUGGUGCCCGCUGUUCACUCUGCUGAAUGUGUACUAUGCCAUUAUCAUGCUCACCCGGCUCUACAAGCAUCGCCGCACCAUCAGCGCUGCUCUUACAUCAACCGGCUCUGGUCUCGCCCCGCGCAAAUUCAUCAAACUCGUCAUCAUCUCCCUCUCAACGAUGCUCAUCUACCUGCCCGUUCAAUCCGUGUUCAUUUGGCUCGCCAUCCCCACCUCCUUCGUCAAGUACUCGUGGGCACGCGUGCACAACCCUGUCACAUGGAACCCGGUACUGUUCAUCCAUACCGAGAACCAGCCUUCGCUGCAAUGGAACGGAUGGGGUGGUAUCGCCAUGGCGUUCAGCAUGUUCUUGUUCUUUGGCUUCAACGAUGAUGCCGUGGACAGCUACCGCAAGUGGUUGGUCAUGUGCGGUGCUGGGAAGGUCUGGCCGAGCCUGAAGCUGAGCAGAGACGAGAGACGCGGAAGCGCUAGUGGAAGUGGACACGGCAGUGGGACUUUCAACAGCGGAGGGAGAUCCUUUGGAAGCCGUUUUGAUCUUGUCGGCAAGGCUAUGAAAUAUCUGGAUGGGGAUAAGAGGAAGGACAGUCAGGCCUCGACGGCAAUGGGUGGUGAUACCAUGAUUUCAAUGAACACCCGAAAAGGAUCCCAAGGCACCUUCUUUGAAAACACGACACCCUUCGACACUACCAGCACCAGCGUCUCUUCCCUACAGAAGAUGAGCCCGGGCUCGGCAUACAACCCUUCGUCCGCUACCUCGUCAACACCGCUCCACCCAUCAACUUUGCCCAUCCACAGCACCCACAGCACCCACACCCGCGGCUUCUUCUCUCUCUUCCGCACCACAGUCCACCUCCCCUUCUUCGCCCCAUCCUCACCCUCCCCCUCAUCCUCAUCCUCCCCCUCCCCGCCCGGCCACCAUCGAAGCCAACCCGCCUCCCCCCAGGACAACCGUCACAAGCCGACCGACCGCUCAAGCAGCCACGACCCGACCUCCCCCUUGCCGCACCGCACACCCGCCAUCUCGCCAACGCCCACCACCGUCAGCACGUCCAUCUGGUCAUCGCCCAGCCCCAGCCGCUCCUCCAGCAACAAUACCCACCCCCACCUGCACUCGCGCUCACACAGCAACAACUCGCAUUUCUGCACGCACUCGCCCUUCCACGCAAAGCCGCCCACCACCACCAUCACCACUACCGACGCAGACGACGAGCUCGGUCCCGGCUCGCCCAAGAUGGGCACGCGCGCGUACCGCGAGCGCGAGCGGCGCGAGAUGCUGCGGGCUGCAAAGGGGGAGAAGAGGACGUCGGACGGAGCGGGCAAGGGGGGAGGGGUGGUCAAGACGACGCGGGUGGAGGUCAGUGAGGAGUGCGUUGUGGCGGCACCUUGA
Molecule: messenger RNA, 1956 nt
Organism: Drepanopeziza brunnea f. sp. 'multigermtubi' MB_m1
Lineage: Eukaryota; Fungi; Ascomycota; Leotiomycetes; Helotiales; Drepanopezizaceae
Biological process (GO): G protein-coupled receptor signaling pathway
Cellular component (GO): plasma membrane
Molecular function (GO): mating-type factor pheromone receptor activity
Source: RefSeq, a predicted model, not a curated record